GGAGUGGAGAUUGGUCGAAUAAUCAGGCGUAUAUUUGUUUCAGAAUGUAACUGCAAUCUUCACGCAAGAAAGUGCAGAUUCAACAUGGAACUGUAUAAGCUGUCAGGACGUGUCAGCGGAGGCGUUUGUCUGCAAUGCCGGCAUUUUACGGCAGGAAGACACUGUCACUAUUGUCGGGAAGGUUACUACAGGGAUCCGGCUAGACCGAUCCAACAUCGUAAGGCCUGCAAACCGUGUGACUGUCAUCCGAUUGGCGCUUCCGGAAAAACUUGUAACCAAAGUACCGGCCAAUGCCCGUGUAAAGACGGUGUAACUGGUACUACUUGUAAUAGAUGUGCUAGAGGUUACCAACAGAGUAGAUCACAUAUUGCACCUUGUAUCAAAAUACCGAGGGUUGUGCAGACUCAAGGCACGGCCGGCGAGGAGAGUGGAGAGCACGAAGACGACGACGAUGAUCGCGGUUAUGAUGGACGAACUGAUCAAUGUGGAAAAUGUCGCGCCAGCACUAAAAGAUUAAACCUAAACAAAUAUUGCAAAAGAGAUUAUGCUAUUCUAGGCAGAAUAACAGACAGGCACAAAAAGAACGACGGCUCCUCAGCUGGAAUAAGCGUUUCCGGUUCAGUUUGGAUACGUUUCACUUUGAAUGUUGAUUUUAUAUAUAAAAAAUCUCCAAAUUCGAGGAUUCGUCGUGGCGAUGUAUUCCUUUACGUACAUUCGGCUGAUUUAGCCUGUAGAUGCCCAAAAAUCAAGCCAAAUAGAUCGUACUUGAUUCUUGGCCAAGAGAGCGACGGUGGAGGUCAAGGUGGGCUGACAGUAACCCAAAGGUCGAUUGUGAUCGAAUGGCGCGACGAGUGGCAUCGUAGAAUGCGACGUUUCCAGCGGAGGGCGAAAUCGUGCCAUUGAACUAAUUCUCAUCGCACCAAGGAAAAUUAGACGAGGAGAAAGAGGGGAAGAUGAAGCAAGCAGCGAGAGAAAAAGGAAUGGAGGAUAGAAGAGCGACAAGCAAGAGAGAUAGAGAAAAAGAAAAAAACAAGAUAGAAGCUUAAAACUUUUGCUCGUAUAUGUAUUUAGAAAA
Molecule: messenger RNA, 1075 nt
Organism: Apis dorsata (giant honeybee)
Lineage: Eukaryota; Metazoa; Arthropoda; Insecta; Hymenoptera; Apidae
Product: netrin-1-like
Exons: 6
Molecular function (GO): protein binding
Source: RefSeq, a predicted model, not a curated record